Molecule: messenger RNA, 1956 nt
Organism: Peniophora sp. CBMAI 1063
Lineage: Eukaryota; Fungi; Basidiomycota; Agaricomycetes; Russulales; Peniophoraceae
Source: the annotation of a GenBank genome assembly
AUGUCUCUAUGGCUUCCCCGUCCUCACCCGCGCGCUCUAGCUCGACAGAAUCUACGCCUAUUAUACAACUCUAAUCCCGCUCAUGCCAACGCCGUUUCUGCGUCAGUCCUGCUGGCCCACCGGCUGGUGCGCCUAGAGUCAACUUCAUCGCAAGCCGUGUCCUCUGCACGUGCGGCGACGGGUGUCGAGGAUCCAGCGAAGAACGGGAAGCCCGCGCCACAGCCGCCAGCACCGAAGGAGCCUAAGGAUAUCGGCGAGCCGCAGAAGCCGCUCAUGACCCGCGUUUGGGCGAAAGUCAAGCAUGAGGCCCAGCACUACUGGCACGGCUCGAAGCUUCUGGCGAAGGAGGUUCGAAUCUCGACUAGGCUGCAAUGGAAGAUUCUGCAUGGCGAAUCGCUCACUCGCCGCGAGCGUAGGCAGCUUAAGCGCACAACGCAGGAUCUGUUACGCCUGAUUCCGUUCGCGGUGUUCGUUGUAGUGCCGUUUAUGGAGUUCCUGCUUCCGGUUGCGCUCAAGCUGUUCCCGAACAUGCUUCCUUCGACGUUCGAAGACAAGUAUGCGGCGGACGAGAAGGCACGUAAGCUACUUCGUGUGCGCCUCGAGAUGGCAAAGUUCUUGCAAGAGACGCUCCGCGAGUCUGGUCUCAAGGCGAAUGCCCACAUCGUUGGCAGCGACGAGUUCAAGGAGUUCUUCAGGAAAGUUCGUUCGACCGGCGAGUCGCCUUCCACUGAGGACAUUGUCAAGGUGGCCAAGUUAUUCGACGACGACCUCACACUCGACAACCUUUCGCGCCCGCAACUUGUCAGUAUGUGUCGAUACAUGGGUCUCAACGCCUUCGGCACGGACAACUUCCUCCGCGGCGCCAUUCGCUCUCGGCUUGCACAACUUAGGCGCGACGACAACGCAAUCUUCUCUGAGGGCAUUGACGCGCUGAGCACGUCCGAACUCCAGAAUGCUGCCCAGUCUCGUGGUAUCCGCGCAUACGGCGUCAGUCCCGCACGUCUGCGGGAGGAGCUCGCCACUUGGAUCAACCUGCAUCUCCACCACCGCGUUUCCGGCGUUCUGCUCGUUCUCGGGCGUGCUUUCGAGUACGACCGCCCGGCCGGUCGCGACAGUGAGGGCAAGGCGGCUGUCAUUCGCUCGUUGGAGCACGUACUCAGCGGCCUUCCUGACAACCUGUUGAACGAGGCUGAGCUUGAGGUUGAGGCGGACAAGGCCAGCAACAAGCAGCGGCUCGAGGUUCUUCAGCAACAGGAGGAGCUCAUCGAAGACGAGCAGGAGCAGGAGCAGAAGGAAGAGGAGGCUCGCCGGGCCCAGCGCGCGGCUGAGGAGCGCAAGAAGCAGGAGGAGGAAGCGCGCCUCGCCGAAUCUCUUCUGCCUGAUAGCGAGCUUCACCCGCCUGAGGAGGCGCCUGCAGUUGAGGACGCACGCAUGACCACGGAGCAGCUCAAGGAGCUUGCCGAGGUGCUGUCCGUUCUGAGCGCCAAGUCAUCGGUCAUCAAGGAGCGCGACGAGCUCGCGGCGCUGAUGGCCGAGAAUGAGGGCACUGCUGCUGCGGAGGAUCCGAAGAGCGCGCAGGCGGCACUCGUCAAGCGUGUCAGGAGCAUGCUCACGAAGAUCGACAAGCAGCUCGAGGAGUACGACGCGCGCGUGGGCAACUCGCUCCAGAUGGUUGCAUGCGACCCACAAGGAAGGAUUCCUAUCCGCGACGUCGAGAAGGCUCUCAAUGUUAUCAAGCAUAAGCCUGAAGAGGACGUCGUGAAGAACGUCAUUGAGAAGCUCGACGCGGACAAGGACGGGUUCGUAGAGCUCGAGCAUGUUCUUACGCUGGCGCGCGAUGAGGGUCUUGGUAUCGUUAUUGACAAUGAUAAGGAGGCACAAAACAUCCUUGGGCAGGGAAGGGAGCUCAAGGAUGCGCGUCCGCGCAAGGAGGAGAUCGUUCAGGACAGGGAGUAG